Molecule: messenger RNA, 1670 nt
Organism: Orussus abietinus
Lineage: Eukaryota; Metazoa; Arthropoda; Insecta; Hymenoptera; Orussidae
Gene: Naa60
Product: N-alpha-acetyltransferase 60
Exons: 2
Coding region: 88-945 (285 amino acids)
Biological process (GO): N-terminal peptidyl-methionine acetylation
Cellular component (GO): Golgi membrane
Molecular function (GO): protein-N-terminal amino-acid acetyltransferase activity; histone acetyltransferase activity
Source: RefSeq, a predicted model, not a curated record
UUUACAAGGUAACAUUGACACUGCGUGUAGCAGGGCAAGGAAUCGGCUAACAAAUGUGCAGUAAAAUGCAAGAGGAAUUGUGGCGCGAUGGCCACAUCGUUUAAUCGGUACGGCCUGGGUCCACCGGACGCGAAGAAGUGCGAAUUCAGAGUUGACGCUGGCGAUGACAGCGAAGGUGACGAUGAUGUUGAACGCACGAGCUCUAUAAAACACUAUUCCCCUCUUCCUCGUUGCACUCCGGUGUCGGAAGCCCCUAUUCCUUCGGUGACAGUUCCACUCUGCGUUCUGGGCGAGGUUCAGCUUCGUUUCUUGUGUCCCGAAGACUUGGGUGAAGUACGGUCCCUCUGUCAAGAUUGGUUUCCCAUUGAUUAUCCCUAUAAAUGGUACGAGGAUAUUACGAGCUCUUCUCGAUUUUAUGCACUCGCUGCGGUUUACGGCGGCGUGAUACUCGGUUUAAUUGUAGCAGAAAUCAAGCCGUACGUCGAACUGAGCAAGGAGGACCGUGGUAUCUUAUGCUCCAGCCUCGGGAAAGAUUGCCUAGUGGGGUACAUUUUGAGCUUAGGAGUGCGUCGGGCGUAUCGAAGAAACGGCAUCGCUUCCCUUCUAUUGGAACAACUCUUAGAAUAUGUCACUGUGCCCGAACGAUCCUCAGUGAAGGCAGUUUUCUUACAUGUACUAUCCAGUAAUGCACCCGCUAUCCUCUUUUACCAAAAAUGUCACUUUCGGUUACAUAGUUUUCUACCCUAUUAUUAUUCCAUUCGGGGUAAAUGUAAAGAUGGCUUUACGUACGUUCUUUACGUUAACGGUGGCCAUGCACCUUGGGGACUUUGGGAUUGGAUGAGACAUUUAGCUGGUGCAAUGGCUAGUCUUGGGCCGUGUCGUGUCCCACGCUGGAUCUGGCAAAGAGUUCUGUGGGCAGCUACGCUUCUUUCGUAUCAUAGAUGAUACACCCGUAAUGUGCCAAUGAUCUACCAAACUCACCCAUCGAUGAGUCAUCAAACGGUUGAAACGACCAAUCGUAUUACCCUACCAAACGUUAUCGUGCGUUUUAUAAAAUGGCUCCGAUAUUGCCAAGACCGUGACUAUUAUUCCAUGAUAGUUCGACAUAGGAUGAUAGUUGAUAUAAAAGAGAAAGGAGAAGUUUGAGAUUCCGUCGCUUAAGAAACUAGUGUCAAUAUGUAAAAAAAAAAAGAAUCACUGCCUCCUCACAAAUGGAAAACAACGUGGUACUCACUGUACAGCUGCAAAGAUUAUUAUUAAUUACAAUACUGACACUGGCAUGAGUGGAAAAAAUGAAUAUGUCUUCGGUAUUCUGUUUUCCAGUGGUUAAAUCGAAGCAGUGAAUUCGUCGAUGCUGUAAAUUACCUGACACUUAGCUUUCAAUUCUCGUACGAUAAAGAGAUUACUUGCUUGUAUCUCGACUGCCGAAUUAAAAAAUAGGCAUAAAUAGACAAAUACUCGUGCCUGGAGAUAAGGCCCAUAUAUGGUGGUGCACAUACAUGGGCGCAUACGCACAGAGAGCUGUAGAAAGAGAGAAAGAGGAAAGGGAUGCUUGACAUUGGACCAUAAAUACUAUUUUGUGGUCAUGUUGUUUCGGUCACUAGUGUUAAUAAGUGUACCGUAUCAGCGAUGUAACAACGUUUUAUAAUAAAUUAAUUCAUUGUACAUUA